UCACGUAGUCAGUGUCAACUCGACGACAGUUCGCACUUCAGCCCACGCGAUGUGGCCAUCUAAUGUCAUCUGCAAAGUGCUCACUUUCCUCUUCUGCUUCGCGGUGCAUGCAAGAAGCACGCCGGAAAAGUCCCCUAUGUGGAACGAGACAUGGACCGAUCGGUUGAAACAAGAUUUGUUCGUGAAAUAUGACAAGUUCUCGCGACCGAUGCAACACUAUAACACCACAGUGGUUAGCUUCGACAUCGCGAUCCUUUAUGUCGAUGUGGACGAAUUCAAGUCUUCGGUCACCAUCAACGGUUGGGCUUCCCAUGCGUGGAUGGACGAGAAACUUAAAUGGGAUCCCUUCAAGUACGGUAACCUCCAACAUAUUCACGUAGGCAAUCACGAGGUGUGGCAACCAGACAUCAUGUUAUAUCAUAGCGGCACCGCGAGCACCAUUGAACAUUACGGCGACACGGGGUGCAUCAUUUACCAUGAUGGUCGAGUGCUGUGGGUGCCGCCCGCGCAAUACGUCGGCCUCUGCGAGCUGGAUCUUCACCUAUGGCCUUUCGACACGCAGAUCUGCACAAUGACAUUCGGCUCUUGGACGUAUCACGGCGAGCAGAUCGAUAUGCGUCUGAGCGAGUCAAAGAUGACCGAAGAGGAGGAACUGCUCGUGAAGAAUGCGGAGUGGAAACUCAUGGAUUUAACAAAGACGCGCAAAGUAGUUAGCUACGCUUGCUGCCCGGAUCCGUAUAUUAAUUUGAAUUUUAAAAUGACUUUAAAGAGGAAUUCCACGCUCUAUUGCAGUAUACUGCUAAUGCCCGCCGCUGCCAUAGUAUUCCUGGUUUUGGUCACGUUCUGGCUACCGCCUCAGAGCGAAAUGAAAAUCAACAUCGCGGCUUCUACUAUAUUAAUCAUCAGCGUGUUUUUAACCUAUUUCGGUUUCAAAGUGCCAUUAACGGCAAAUCCUCCACUAAUAGUUUACUUUUUUAGCGGCUGCCUCUGUUUAGAGACAAUUUCGUUGAUACUAGCGACAGUAGUGAUCAACAUCACGAAAAGGACUUUCUGCAAACCGCUCCCACGAAAUAUUAGACUGUGUCUGUUGAGUUGGCCCGGCAAACUGUUGGGUCUUUCCGAUCUUAUAAGUGUGAUCGAAUCGCGACGGCCUAUACCAAGUCAAGAAUUGCGUGGCAAACUCACAGAGGAAUCCACGACCAACUCAACAUCCAACAUCUCGGAUGACGGUGAUCGGCAGAACAUGAUCUCGCCGACGAAGAAUAUCACUCAACUGGAAUGGAUUCUAGCAGGCACGGCUGUCGAUCGUAUUGCUUUCGUGCUGUUUUGCUUAAUCUUAGCCACAUUGGCAAUAGUGUGCAUUAGUUAAUUUGUUAGAUUAAGUUUUUUCUUCUCUCUCGCUCUUUCUAUCUCUAUCUUUCUUUACUUUUUUUUAUCACUUCAAUAUAAUAAUAAUCUAACAUAUACAUACACGACAUACGUAAAUAAAUCGCAACUUAUUGUCUGAUACCGUUUUAUUCUCGUAUAAAUAAAUAACUUGUACAAUAUAUAAAUGCAAA
Dinoponera quadriceps is the source of this 1559-nucleotide messenger RNA. Its product is annotated as acetylcholine receptor subunit alpha-type acr-16-like. The transcript is spliced from 9 exons. Gene Ontology annotation, cellular component: synapse; membrane; neuron projection. The coding region runs from base 50 to 1369 and encodes 439 amino acids. NCBI's taxonomy places the organism in Eukaryota, Metazoa, Arthropoda, Insecta, Hymenoptera, Formicidae. The record is from RefSeq and is a predicted model, not a curated record. Gene Ontology annotation, biological process: nervous system process; monoatomic ion transmembrane transport; regulation of membrane potential. Gene Ontology annotation, molecular function: extracellular ligand-gated monoatomic ion channel activity; neurotransmitter receptor activity; transmembrane signaling receptor activity.